Molecule: messenger RNA, 946 nt
Organism: Apodemus sylvaticus (European woodmouse)
Lineage: Eukaryota; Metazoa; Chordata; Mammalia; Rodentia; Muridae
Gene: Zmat2
Product: zinc finger matrin-type 2
Exons: 6
Coding region: 66-665 (199 amino acids)
Biological process (GO): mRNA splicing, via spliceosome
Cellular component (GO): U4/U6 x U5 tri-snRNP complex; spliceosomal complex
Molecular function (GO): nucleic acid binding; zinc ion binding
Source: RefSeq, a predicted model, not a curated record
UCGCCUUCUGGCUCCAGGGCCCGUUUUACGGCAUUUUACGGCUUCCCAUUCACUUCGCUGUGAAGAUGGCGUCUGGCAGCGGGACAAAAAACUUGGACUUUCGCCGAAAGUGGGACAAAGAUGAAUAUGAGAAGCUCGCGGAGAAGAGACUCACAGAAGAGAGAGAAAAGAAGGAUGGAAAACCAGUGCAGCCAGUCAAGCGGGAGCUUCUACGGCACAGGGAUUACAAGGUGGACUUGGAGUCCAAGCUUGGGAAGACAAUUGUUAUCACCAAGACGACCCCACAGUCUGAAAUGGGAGGCUACUACUGCAAUGUCUGUGACUGUGUGGUGAAGGACUCCAUUAACUUCCUGGAUCACAUUAACGGAAAGAAACAUCAGCGCAACCUGGGUAUGUCCAUGCGUGUGGAACGUUCCACUCUGGAUCAGGUAAAGAAACGAUUUGAGGUUAACAAGAAGAAGAUGGAAGAGAAGCAGAAAGAUUAUGAUUUUGAGGAAAGGAUGAAGGAGCUCAGAGAAGAGGAGGAAAAGGCUAAAGCAUACAAGAAAGAGAAACAGAAGGAGAAGAAAAGGAGGGCCGAGGAGGACUUGACUUUUGAGGAGGAUGAUGAAAUGGCAGCUGUGAUGGGUUUCUCUGGCUUUGGUUCCACCAAGAAGAGUUACUGAAGCGUUCUCUUUGGCCUAACUUUGGCCUAUACUGGACCUAACUUUGAGUGUGUGUUGAGGUGGGGUGGGGGUGUCAUUUCUUUUUUGGGUACUGGAGAAGGUCCUUAAGAGUGUUAAUGGGCAGGGCUAGAGGGUGGGUGUUUGUGGUUUCCCUCUACAUUGGGAGAGGGCACAGGAUGUAGAAGAGAUGCUGUGGCAUAGUCCUUCAGCCUCAGUAAUUACUGGAGUCACAGAACCUCUGCCCAUCUGUGUUCCCAAUAAAGAAAGACCUCCCUCUUCGA